This is a messenger RNA of Tetrapisispora phaffii CBS 4417, 4254 nucleotides long. It is a transcript of the gene TSC11, whose product is annotated as TORC2 complex subunit TSC11. Bases 1 to 4254 code for a protein of 1417 amino acids. Lineage: Eukaryota; Fungi; Ascomycota; Saccharomycetes; Saccharomycetales; Saccharomycetaceae. Gene Ontology annotation, cellular component: TORC2 complex. Gene Ontology annotation, biological process: TORC2 signaling. The record is from RefSeq and is a predicted model, not a curated record. The transcript has a single exon.
AUGAAUAAUUUGGAUUCCAGCCCUAGAUUAGAGGUGAACAGGUCUAGAUCGGAUACUAUAAAUACUCAAGAAAGUAUUGGAACUUCAUCAGUUAGUAUCCAUAGUAAUGCCAAGAAUAAGAAUAAGAAAAACCUAAUAUUAUCCACAUCUUUCGUAUCGUCUAAGAGAUCUGAAUAUAACACAGCUCUGCCAUCCAGUCCAUUAAACUCCAAAUAUAAUAAGAGCACGGCAAAUAAAACGUUAUUCACAUUGAAGAAUGAGAUUAUUCAGUUCCAAAAUGAACUGAUAGAGGUAAAGAGAAAGAAAAGAGAUGCUGAAAGGCUUAAGAAAACUACAUCUUCGAAUAUUUAUUCUGGUACGUACUCAACAAAUCAUUUAGAAAAACAUUCUAUAAGAAUAAAAACAAAUACACAAAUUAGAGAAUUCGAUAACCUAAUAAAAAAAUUAGAGAAGCAAAUAACAGAAGCAAAAUUGAAAUAUGAAAAUAUAGCUAAAAUGAGUGGCAUUGCAUUUUCAUUGCAUAAUAAUUCCAUAGAUAAUUUAACUGCAUCAUAUAGCGAAGAGGAUGCAGAUGGUGAUAUCAGUUACCUUUCAAAUAAAUUAACAUCUGAAAUAAGCUUAGGUGAUGCAUUUAACAGACAAAUUUCUGCCGAUAAUUCUUCUAUCCAUUCAAUUCAAACCAAUUAUGAUAUUGAAAAGCAUAUCAGCAACACACCCUUACUAAAUUACCAACCUUUAGGAGAAAAUACAACCAUAAAUAAAGAAACAGCAAUUUGGCUAAUUAGUGAUAGCAUGCAAGGUCUAAGAAAUAUACACUCCCCCGUUGAAGAUCUUAUCAAAAGAGCUAAUGAUUUUAUUCUAUUAAUAGAAAUGCAUCCAGAAAUCAGAAAUGAAUUAGCAUUACCUACUUUUAUGCCAUCUAUACAAGCAUUAUUAUUACAUGAGGACAAACUCGUAGUUGCUGCUAGUUUCAAGAUAUGUAGAUAUCUGAUAAACGGUGCUGAAUUUAUUGAUGAGUUAUUAUCCCUUCGACUUGCUGAAUUCAUUGUUAUAUCUUUAGGUAAAGAGAAUUCUUAUCAGAUUGAGAGGGAACAAGCUUUGAAGCUAGUCAGAAAGUUUAACGAAUAUAAGAAGUUACCUAAAUCGAUUAUGCAGGCAAUAAUAAGUUCUAUUGAAAAAACUGAUGAUAAUAUGAGAUAUAUAUGUUUAGAAACAUUAUUGGAAACCUGCUUUAUUGACCCAGAACUUGUUAACAAUUGUCGUGGUAUGCGAGUAUUGGAAGAUCUUUUACAUGAUUUCAAUUCGAUUAAGAUUGUUUCCAUAAUUUUAGACACUAUUCUUCAAUUAAUGUCGCACCAUGAUACAAGGAAAAGUUUUAUAAACGAUUUUGAUAUAUCGGUUUUGAAUAUUAAGUUUUCUGAUUUGAAUAACAAGCCAACUACCAACAUAGACAAUUUACAAAAUUCUGCAUAUUUGAUUUCGAGAGCUUUAAAAAACCCCGAUGGAUAUAGACUAUACUCCGUCAACAAUUUUGAACCACUUAAACAACUUAUGUCAUUUUUACAAGUUCCCGUUUGUGCAUCAUAUCUAUUUGACAUAUUCCUUGAUGUGUUAAGAAUUAAAUCGUUAAAUUUUAAAGUAAAAGCAAAAUAUUUUAAUACCCCUCGAACAACAUCUCAUUACGUUUAUAAAGAAUGCAUGCCCAUAAACCAACAAGUUGCUUUGUUGAUAACUAUAUUUCACCACUGUGAUCUGGUUAAAAAGAUAACCAACCUUAUUGAUGAGUUUGAAAAUGAUGAGUCUAAGUCACCUCUACUUAACAAGGCACGAUACUUCUUAUACGAGUACCUUAAUCUAUCAAUGAAUUUAAUAGAAGUAGAUCCUUUUAUUAUUAACAAAUACUUACCAACCGGAGACAAAAAUUCACUUGGGGAGACAUUUCUUUUUGAAAAGAUAUCAUAUAAUUUAAACAAAAAAAGGAACACUAUAGGUCUUGAAGAGAUCGAUUAUAAUCGUAAUGUCAAAAAUUUAUCUCUAGCUCUUAGAUCAAAUGCUUUAAUUAAUAAGGUUGAUGAUCUAAAAUUUAGAAGAAUGGUUUUUGAUUCCAAAGUUUUACAAAUUAAGGAUUUUUCCUUAUGGAAUUGGAAUAUAAUCCAAGAGCUUCUGGUAGGUCCUUUGAUGAAUCCUAAACAAUUAGAGGAAUUAAGCAAAACAAAAUUUAUUAGAAAACUGUUGGUUUUUUAUAGACCAUUAAGACAGAGGUUUUCCAACGUUUCCAAAAAAUCACGGUUAGCUAAUAAAUACAUUCAGGUCGGAUGUCAGUUCUUUAAAACAAUGAUAGCAACAUCAGAAGGGAUGAAAAUAUUAAUAGAUGAUACCAAAAUUAUCCCCCAAUUAACAUCUUUAUUAUUUCGUGCAAUGGAAGGCAAAACAGAUGGAAAUCUGUUCAAAGAAAGUUCAUUAUCAACAAAAUUAGUUUUUGGAUACUUUAAAUUUAUUGGAACUUUAACAACUAAUUCUAAUGGGAUCUAUUUGCUUAACAAAUGGAAUUUUUUUACGAUUAUAUAUAAAAUGUUUCAAAAUUCAUCCAAAAUAUCGACGAAAUUCUUGAUGUUAACAUUACCUGAAAUUGACAUAAUGUAUUCGAGCCAUUGUCGUGCAAUCCUAGGAAAAGCCUUGGUGACCUCUGAUGAACAUGUACGAAAGCUUGCUACAAAAAUAAUGGGAACCAAAUUAAGGCAGGUGACAGACAUUUUACUGUCAAACAAUGAUGCUACCGAAGCCUCAUCACCAAUGCACACGAAAUCGGAAGAUCCGUUGAUACAUAAAUACAUUUUAGAAAAAUUGACGAGGCAGUUAUAUGAUUUAAACCCUGAAGUUGUGGCUAUCGCAGAUGAAGCUUUAUAUGAAUACGUGGUUAAAACAGAAAACUCGUCUCAAGAAUUGGCUUCUUGGUUAAGAACAUCUCUGAACCAAAUGGUUUUCAUAAGUUCACCUAUUUUAUUUGAAUUGAUGAGUAAUUCAUAUGGGUUUCAAAUUUUAAACGAAAUUAACUAUAUAGAAGAGGAAAGAUUGUCAUGGAUUUCACAGAAAGAUAAAGAUUACGUUUACAUAGUUGAAGAAUUUUUGUCCAAUUAUGAAUCCUUAGCUAAACCAGAUUAUAAAGAAAAUGAAAUAUCUAUACCAGCCGAUAAAGUUGAUUCCAAUAUAAAAAAGAGAUUGCCUUUGCAUUUUUAUGGAAGUUUGGCGAAAACAGAUGAUGGUAUUAAUAUGAUUACCUCAUGCAGAGAUUUGGUGAUUUUUAUGGAUGUCAUUAAGAAAUAUAUAGCAGAUUUAAAAGCUGGGAAAGCAUCUGAAAAAGGCGAUGAUAUUUUAGAACUAAAAGCUAAAAUGUGGAGUUGUGGUUUUAUCGGUUCAACACCUCUUGGUAUUGGCUUAGCUGAUAAUUACUCUUUGACGGAGGAUUUUAUUACUAUUGCAUAUGAUUCCACUGUCACAAGUUUAAGAACCACUGCCUUUUACGUUCUAGGGUUACUUUCUAAAACAAAGGAAGGUUGUGAGAUAUUAGAUGAAUUAGGUUGGACAUGUUGUUUAACCGUAUUCUCCGAGCCUGUUGGCAUUGCUUUGCCCAAAGCAGUUGAUAAGUUUUUAUCUUAUAAGGAGAUGGAAUGGAAAUUAAAGCAAGAGUAUAGUGAUGGGAUGAUCACGUUUGAUUCGGAUUCAGGAAAUCUAAUUGAAAAUGGGAAAGUGGAGGAGAUUGCAUUGAACCUUGAUAAAAUGUUGGCUGACAUUGAUAAUAUGGAGAAUGUUAUAACAGAACCAAUCAAAAAUUAUUAUAAUUAUAACAGCACGUCUAUAGAGACAACACCCGAGAAAGACAAUAAAAAAAGUUAUUCAAAUUGCAUAACAUUGAAUUUUUCUCCAACAAAGAAUGAUUUCACAAAUGUUGAUGAUGAACUCAAAAAACUUAUAAAUGAGGCAGUAACUAGUGUUUGUGAAUUAAGCAACCAUAUUAUUGCGAAUAAAGCUAUUAAAAAUUUAACUGAGAUGAAGCAAAAAUAUGCUAAUAUUAAAUUAUUUGAAAAUGAAGUUCUAUUUUCAAAAGUAUUCGAUAUAAUGAAUCAUUAUAGAUUUAAACCCAAUGUUAGGAAAUUUUUAAUGGGCUUAUUUAUUAAUAAAAAAUCGAUGAGAAACUUAAUUCGAUCUGAUCGUCAAAAGAUCCGUAGACUCAGGACGAAUUCUCUAACUAAUUGA